AUGGCCGCUUCCCUCCCAGCAAAGCUCAAGAUCAAAGAGAUCACGCCUUUUGCAGUUCGCGCUGCUCAACUAGAGAAACACAAGCCUAUCGUCUCGUACUGGUGCAACUACUACAUCAUCGACCAGAUCCUCUCCAAGGGUCUGCACUCGGCCGACGAUGAAUGCAUGCAAUACACGACCACUCUGAUGGACAAGCUCGAGCAGACCAAGACCGAGCAAGCAGGAAACGAUGCCAUUGUCGACGACAUCGCCGCAAAGGCAUACAUCGAGCAGUUCGCUCUUGACACGUUCCAACGCGCCGACGAUGCCAUUCACUCCAACAAGGCCUCGCGUCAGACCAUCGACACCUUCCAGGCCGCCGUAACCUUCUUCGACCUGCUGUCCAUGUCCAUUUGGGCUCCCAUCGAUCCAGACAUCACUGCAAAGUCCAAAUACGCAAAGUUCCACGCUGUUCGCAUCGCCAAAGCCAUCAAGGCCGGUGAAGACCCAAACGCCUCGAACCCUGUCCAAGAAGAGCCCCCAAUAGCUCCUGCUCAAGACACAUACCACCCCCCCACCGUCGAGAGUGCCCCAGAAAGCCAGUAUCCUUCUCGUCCGGCAUCAGUCACUCAACCUGAGCCCGCCGCCAUCCCUCCACCAACCGUUCAAGAUGCUGUCUCACCUGUUGAGUCUACAAAUCCACGCCAGAAUUCCAUAGGUGGUGGCUACUUCCCUUCUGCUCCCACCUUCGCCUCAGACCCAGCCCCGCCUGUCGCGCCUGCCACCAACCCAGCCACGCCUUUUGUGCCCUCUAUUCCAACGCCUGCUGCAGAUGCACCAGCCUCGCCAUCGCAAUUUUACACACAGCCUACCCAGCCAGCUGCAUCAAUACCUAUGCGCUCUCCUGCUACUGUACCGCCGCCAGCCCCAGCACCGGUGCCUCUCCCACCUGUACAGCCCGUGGCUCCAGGUACCUACCGAACCGACGACGACUCCAUCACAUUGGCUCAGAAGCACGCCAAGUGGGCUAUGUCAGCUCUGAACUUUGAGGAUGUCGACACUGCUGUCAAGGAACUGAGAUUGGCCCUCCAGACUUUGGGUGCAACUUAA
Molecule: messenger RNA, 1089 nt
Organism: Aureobasidium melanogenum CBS 110374
Lineage: Eukaryota; Fungi; Ascomycota; Dothideomycetes; Dothideales; Saccotheciaceae
Product: DUF605-domain-containing protein
Exons: 1
Coding region: 1-1089 (362 amino acids)
Biological process (GO): late endosome to vacuole transport via multivesicular body sorting pathway
Cellular component (GO): multivesicular body
Source: RefSeq, a predicted model, not a curated record